Paralichthys olivaceus (Japanese flounder) is the source of this 2608-nucleotide messenger RNA. It is a transcript of the gene myadmb, whose product is annotated as myeloid associated differentiation marker b. Gene Ontology annotation, cellular component: membrane. The record is from RefSeq and is a predicted model, not a curated record. Lineage: Eukaryota; Metazoa; Chordata; Actinopteri; Pleuronectiformes; Paralichthyidae.
UCUGCUCCUCCUGAGCUGCUUGUAAAUCCAGUCAAGGAGCCGAGGAGGCGCAAUCUGCGACUUUCCACCGCCUGGACGUCCCGGAGAGCAACAGCAGCAACUCCAGUUCUGUCUGAGCGGCUGAUCCUGCAAAUCUGAGGAAGUGACUCCUGAAAGGAAAUAAAGAGGAACAGGAACAUCUUUAGCUUCUCACGUCACCAACUGCAUCUCCCAUCAUGGCGAUAGCCCUCCACUCCAGCCCCCUCCUAUGGACACGGUUGGCAGCGUUGAUCUUCGCCUGUGUGGCCUUCUCUGUGGCCGUGCAUGGCGGCAGAGUCAUGCACGGCACCGGAGACUGGUGCAUCUUCUGCUGGGCCUUCAGCUUCGCUGGGACUCUGCUCGUCAUCCUGGUGGAGCUGUUCGGCCUCCAGACCAGAGCCCCCGUCUCCUGGAAGAACUUCCCCAUCACGUUCGCCUGCUACGCCGCCCUGCUCUGCCUGUCCGCCUCCAUCAUCUUCCCCCUCUACUUCCUCAAGGGAUCCAUGGGCCCCAGUGAGGUCCGUAACUACCGCAUCGUGUCGACCGUCUUCUCCUGCCUGGCCACCGUUGCCUACAUUAGCGAAGUGAGCAUAAGCAAGGCGCGUCCAGGCGAGGUGGCCGGCUACAUGGCCACAGCCCCCGGCCUGCUGAAAGUCUGCGAGACCUUCGUGGCCUGCAUCAUCUUCGUCUUUGUCAGCGACCCCGUGGUGUACGACCGCCAUGACGCCCUCAAGUUCUGCAUGUCCGUCUACUGCAUCUGCUUUAUCCUGUCGGCGGCCAUCAUCCUGCUCUGCAUAGGCGAGUGCACCGGGUGCCUGCCCUUCCCGUUUGCCCGCUUCCUGUCCGCCUACGCCCUGCUGGCUGUGGCUCUCUAUCUGGUGGCGACCAUCCUCUGGCCCAUCUAUAACUUUGACUCCAAGCACGGCGGAACGAAACAGAGGCCAUACUCUUGCUCCAACACUAUGGGGCUGUGUGUGUGGGAUAAGCUCAUGGCGGUGGCUGUGCUCAGUGGCGUCAACUUCAUCCUCUACCUGGUCGACCUGAUCUACUCCACCCGCCUGGUGUUUGUCAGUGCUUGAGGGAGGAGAAGGGAUGUUCGGCCAGCAGGACGCUCCAGAUAAAAUUGAAUUUGGCAUUUUUAAAUAAAAAGGCUGUCAAACAGUUUUUUCAAAUACGCUUUUGUGAGCAAAUGCGAGUGUUUGUUUAAUGGUUUUCGCACCAGUUAGUUGAGUCGUGACGGGAACAAACAGUAGAGUUGUGCCACUGCUGGUUGAGUUCAACUCUGUUUGACGUUUGCUCUGAAAAUAAAAGGAAGUGAGUUUUGUUAAGAAGUGGCCCAAAGUGCCGGUGUAAUCUAUAACUGAGGGUGAAUCAGAUGACAGUGAAAAGGUCUUAAGUUCACGACCCGCGUCAUCAAAACCCCACUUAACCUCACUUCUCAAAUCUGCCAAAUUUGAUUUUGUGUGAAGUACACUGCCAGCCAUAGAGAGAGAGAGAGAGAGGGUGAAGAGAGGAAGAGGUGGAAGUCAUGGCUAUGUUUACAUGUACAAAACAAUAAUCUCUCUUUUUCAUGUGUGGGAACAUGUAAAUGUCAAACUUUCAAAGAUUCCACUGACCUAAAUGGACUGAAUAUGAUUUGUGGAACAUGCUGACAUCACCAAAGAUAUUAAAACACCUUCUCAUCCAUUAGAAUAACUGAUUGGUGCCCGUUGUAAAACUCUGUGGUUGAUUGUGAUGUAAAACUCACAGAAUCUCCGGAACAAGCUAACACCCAAAAUACUAUGUGCAUGUAAACAUAGUCUGUGACGAGAAAGAAUGGAAAAACAAAGUAAAUGGUGGUUUAUUAUUGUGUUAUUAUAAUUAUUUUUUGCAUAUUGUUCAUGUCAAUGCGCUGGCUUGAGAAUGUUUUAAAUUGGAUGUCAGUUAUAAAAUAACUGAUGAGCUUUUUACUCUGGUUUAAAUUGCUAAUUGAUGUAGAAAAUCAAAAUGAGUAGCUGUGCCGAACAAUUGGAAAUCCACGUUGAAGAAAUUUUAAUUUGCCUUGUUUUCUUAUUUUUUAAUGACAAGUAUUUCUCCCCUUUACUUUUUACACAGCUCCAAUGUUUUAUGACUUGAAGUAGUGGAAGAAAAAAAAAUGUUUACAUGAUGCUAAGAUGAAUGCUAGGCUAGCUUUUUACUCCUGUUAUGAGAUAUGUGUAUCUGUAUAUGCAAGCAACAAUCUCCAGAAUAUUUAGUGUGGGAACAACGUGUGCAAAGUUGUGGAUUUCAAAAAAACAUAUAUGCUUAAUUAAAAGUGCACUUAUAUCCAUAUGUUUAAUGUGUUUCCGAGUCCUGGUGCCUCCACAUAUCAAAGCUUCUAUAACACCGCACUCACCAUCGCACCAUUAAAUUCAAAUUGUUGAUCGGGUCUUUGAGUUUAGUACUGCUGUAUAAAUCAAAUACUGAGGGGAGGAAAACAUACGUCGUCUCUCUCUCUCGAUGUUGUUAUCUAAUAACUUUUUGGUGUAUUUCACUGUUCUUGUUUCAAGUGUGCUUACCACAUCAGUGUUGUAGAAAAUGAAAACCACAAUAAAGCCACAUGGUAAACAGA